Molecule: messenger RNA, 1323 nt
Organism: Cokeromyces recurvatus
Lineage: Eukaryota; Fungi; Mucoromycota; Mucoromycetes; Mucorales; Mucoraceae
Exons: 3
Coding region: 1-1323 (440 amino acids)
Source: RefSeq, a predicted model, not a curated record
AUGUCAGGGAAUACAAAGAUGACUGUAAUGGAUGUAUUUUAUAUUUUAGCAAAUAGAUUAUCUUAUUCGACAAAAACAGUAACACCUUCAUCUACAACGUCAGUUAUGCCAACUUCAAAGGUGAUACAGAACUUUGUUAUUCAUAAAUUAGAUAAAUAUGAUGAUGAUGAAGAUGCCUUUAGAUAUAAACAUGAAAAAUUUCACCAGAAAGAAAGGCACAGAAAGAAAGAACAUAAAAAGAAAAAACAAGCUUUAGGCUUUGGUAAUAAUCCCGGUAGUCAAAAAGGAGAUGCAUCAUCUACUAGACACCAAGUAAGUGACCCUAAUGCCUCCUCAGGUUCUACAUCAACCUCAAGUGAACAAGCGCCUUCAGAAACACAAAUUGAACAAAUUUUACAAGGUGAAUCUGUCUACCACAAAAUCAUCACUGCCUUGUCUAUAGUUGGUAGUAUCGCUGGUUUUAGCAUUAUUGUAGGUGCUUUUAUCUUUGCUCGUUCCCAAAUGCGGAAAAGAAAGCGAAAGUUGGAUAUAGAAAUGGCUAGCCGCCAUAAAGCACCAUCAUCACCAUCAUCACCAUCAUCACCGACACCACCAGUCACUUCGUCACAACAUCGUUCAUCUUCACAUUUUUCGAAUACAUCUGAUGAUGAUGCUACUAUUGUUGAAUUGAAACAGAAUCCAUUUGUAGACCAAGAUUUAGCUAUUAGACCACCUUCAUUACCCAGACCUACUUAUGGAGGCUAUCGUCAAAAUCGAACAUUAUCAAUGAUUUCACAAACAACUGCUUUACCAUCAGCGCCUAGUGCAAAAGAACUUGACAUGAUGUAUGACACUAAUCCGUUUGAAGGACAGCAACAAUCAUAUCCAGUUACAGAAGACAAUGAAGAUAAUGAAGAAGAUAAUAAUAAUAAUAAUAAUAACAAUCAAUUGGAAACAGCAACAGCAACAGCAACAGCAACAACAACAACAACAACAACAACAACAACAAAUUAUGUUGCUCCAUCAACUAAUAGGUGUAAAAGAAAAUCUCAAAGAUUUAUAUCAUCAGCACUGCCAGUACAUGAAGAAGAAAAACCCCAUGAAUAUGCAACUGAAUUACCACCACCGCCUGCUUAUACACCGAGUGUAAUACCAAGCGCACCUCCACUCUAUGCCUUACCAACGACAGCAGGCCCCCUCGAAGAAGAAGAAGAUAAUGAUGAUGUUUCAUUAUCAAGGCGGCAUUCUAUUAGUUAUUGUAGUAUAAUAUCCUCUACAACAAGGCCCUUAUCUCUACGGCGUGGUUCGGGUAGCUUAGCGCAUACUUCAAUACAUCUCACAUAA